Messenger RNA from Cygnus olor (mute swan), 4495 nucleotides. It is a transcript of the gene SUSD2, whose product is annotated as sushi domain containing 2. Lineage: Eukaryota; Metazoa; Chordata; Aves; Anseriformes; Anatidae. The record is from RefSeq and is a predicted model, not a curated record.
AGGGAUGAAACGGUGAAGAGCACUCCUAUAUCUCAAACUUCAGAUGCAACUCUUUUGCCAUGCCACGUGGCAGCAACACAUUCCAAACAAAAUUGCACAUUUCAUUAGGAACUGGUAGGCUACCUUGACUCUACCAAUAGCCCCUCUGUUACUGCAGAUGCAAUAGGCCUCAGUUAUUCCUGGUGAAAAUCUUCACUCUACAAAGUCAGCAAAAGAACUGUUCCCAAGCUUUCAAGCAGUGUGAAGAUUCAAAAAACAACCAACCAACCUCUCUCCAUCACGAAGUUUCUGUUUUGCUAUUGUAGCAUACAAUUACACAGUAGUGUCCACCGCAUCAGCUCUGCCCUACUUUGGUGCCAGACUAUCUUUGUGUUUCUGUCAUAAGACUUCUGUAGUCCAUUUCAUUGUGCUAACACCAUGCCACUAUUUUCAGUUAGAGCUGCUUUUGAAUGUCUUUUUAUCUUUUAUGACUCUCAUGCCAACAAAUAUUGUGCAGUAAACAUGCUUUCUCAAUGUCACAUGAUCUCCUCAGCAAAACUGUACUGUCAGCAUCUAUUCGUUAUGUUUUUUCUUACUGAUAGCCAUUUUCAGUUUCUUUAGUAAAAUUAAAACAUAACACCCCAUGUCACAGACUCCAUGGUCCUGAACUUUGGAGCAUAAGUGCUUGUAAAAAAAAAAAUGCAUUUCUUUUCAUUUUAGAAAAAAAAGUGACUAAUAAAAUAAUGUGUAGGAGUUCUUCUGACUACCUCCUGCACUCCCUUCAUCUUUUCCUGAAUGAGAGAUGACCUCUGAAAAGGAGCAUUUCCUUCAGUUUUUUGCUUCAGUAAUUUACAACAAACCUUUGAACAGUGAGAAUCUUGAUCAUUUCUGGACACGUGUUUCUAUAAAAGGCUUUUCCCUGACGGGCACAAAGGCUAUCACAAUCAGCCGUCCUGAAUCAUCUGGACAAAAUAUGAAAUUUGUUGGUGUAGGUGUUUCUUUCUUCAUUCUCUUCUCCCUCAGUGCCCUUUGGAAUACAGGGGCUCAAGACUCUUGCUCACAUCAAUGUGGAGAGCUUCUUGGUACCUGUUCUUGCCAGGUGACGUGCCAGUCCUUGGGGAUUUGUUGUCCUGAUUAUAAUGAAUUUUGUCUUCAAAUUUCUCCGUACUCAGGAUCUCUGAUGGGAGGCAAAGACAUUUUGAUUGAAAAUACAGCUUUUAAUACCUCUGUGAUAAUGUGCAGGUUCAAGAAGAAAAUCAAAACCAGUGGCUAUGUUGGUAAGGAUGGAAAAGCCCACUGUAUCUCCCCAUUGCUGUAUGAAACUGGUUUCAUCCCCUUUGAAGUUUCUACAGAUGACGGGCUGACAUUUCCGUACUCUGGAACUUGGUUAUCAGUACAUCACAGCAAAGUUCCGGAUGGAGAAAAAUGCACGUUGGUAAAUGAGACAAAAUGGCAAUACUAUGGCACCCCCAACAUUGAUGGAAACUUAACUCUCACCUGGACACACCAGGCACUUACAGCAACCCAUAUCAACAUAGAAGUCUGGGGUUACCAGGAAACAGGUGACAGUUACUCAGAAAACUGGUUUGCCAAGUGGGAAUAUCUUUAUACUUUGGCAAGAGAAACCCCUAAUACUGGGACAUUUUCUUUCAUUCCUGUACCUGCUAAAGCAAAUUACAGUACUUGGGACUUUGGAAUUUUGAGAAUUACACCCAGCACCUAUUCUGAUGGGCAGAGCAACACUCCAUCAGUCUGGAGCUCAGAGCAUGCAUUGGCUUGGCACCUUGGGGAAGACUUCAGAAAUGACCCAAUUGCAUGGGCAACUGCAAAAUGUGUAGAAUGGGACAGGAAAGAGGAGAAGCUUCCAAAUUUCUUGGAAGAAAUUAUAGAUUGCCCUUGCACCUUGUCACAGGCAAGAGCUGAUGCUGGAAGGUUCCAUACAGAUUAUGGCUGUGACAUUGAAAAAGGGAGCGUGUGUACUUAUCACCCUGGUGCUGUGCAUUGUGUAAGAGCCAUUCAAGCCAGUCCUGUGUAUGCAGCAGGCCAGCAGUGUUGCUAUGACUCCACAGGGGCCCAAAUCCUCACACAAGACUCCACAGGAGGCAGCACACCUGAUCGAGGCCAUGACUGGGGUUCACCACCUUUCAUGAAGCCUCCCCGGAUACCUGGCUUUUCCCAUUGGCUUUACGAUGUCAUCAGCUUCUACUAUUGUUGUCUGUGGUCUGAUAAUUGUCACUUCUAUAUGAAAAACCGUCCCUCCAGUGACUGCAGGACAUAUCGCCCGCCUCGAGCUGCAUCUGCCUUUGGGGAUCCCCACUUCCUCACAUUUGAUGGUCUGAACUUCACUUUUAAAGGACAAGGGGAAUACACGUUGGUAGAGUCUGAUCUCACAUCCCUAAGGGUGCAAGGAAGGACCCAGCAGGCACACUUUCCCAAUGGAACUGAAGCUCAGGUGACAGGCUUGUCUGCAGUGGCCAUGCAGGAGAACAACUCUGAUGUGAUUGAAGUACGCUACUCAGAGGAUUUGAAUCUGGAGGUCCUGUUGAACCAAAAGGUGGUCAACUUCUCUGAGCAAAGGUGGAUGGACCUGAAAGGUCUCUUUCUCCAUUCUACAGCUGACCAGAAGAUUACAGUGAUGUUCUCUUCUGGGUCUGGAGUAGAGAUAAGGGGAAGUGGAGGAUUCUUGACCCUGACAGUUUUGCUCCCAGAUAAGUUUAUGAAUCACACACAGGGUCUCUUUGGAGUGAUGAAUGGUAAUACAGAAGAUGAGUAUACCUUUAAGAAUAAAACAGCCAUAUCAGUUAAUGCAAGUCCUCAGCAGUUGUUUGAGUUUGGAGCUAACUGGGCUGUUGAAAAUGGAACUUCUCUCUUUACUUAUGACACAGAGUUUUUAUUGAACGAUUUCUUUUAUGGGGAAAAGCACAAUACUUCCUUUCUGCCAGUGUUCUUUCCUUAUGAAGACCCUGCUGAUCCCUUGGUGAAAGAGAUGGUCUUGGUCUGUGACUCUGACCCAUUCUGCAGAUUCGAUGUCCUGACAACAAGAAGUCUUCAAGUGGGAAAUUUCACAAGAUUAUCUCAUCAGAAUCACAAGCAGUUGAUAGAAAAUCUAAAGCCAGUGAUUUCUUGUGGCUGGCUGGAUCAUCCAACCAACGGAAGAAAAGAUGGAACAAACUACCUGCUGGGCUCAACCAUCCAUUUCAUCUGCAAUCAGGGCUAUGAACUCAUUGGAUCGAAAGAAAUAAUCUGUCAAGUGACAGGAGUCUGGUCUGGAGACAUACCUAAUUGUAUCCUGAGAACAGAUAUCAAACAAGUAAUUCUUCUUGGUUGUGUAUUUGGAAUUGUCGGUCUUGCAGUCCUGGCACGUCUAACUUUCCUGUGUAGAAAGAAGGGACACAAGGGCAACCAGAAGCUUGUUUCAGAGGUUCCAGUAACAUCUCAACAAGAAAAUGAAAUUUCAGAGAAGUUUUUAAUGAAAUAUGGAGAAAGCAUAACAGAGGAAUAAAUUGUCCACAGCAACAAAGAUGGAAGCAGUGGUUUUACAUAGUAUGUUAUAAUUUAAUUUCUGCUUUCUAUAUAAUGACUGUUCAAUUGCAUGGGAAAUGCUAACUACCUUUCAGGGGUUUUAUCAUGGCAGGCUCAUCCUACUGUGUUCCAAAAGCCAAGGACAAUGCUUCUGAAAGAAUCAAAGCUAUAUGCAUUAGUUUCUUCUAUCAGUCACAUCUCUGCCAGCAGAACCAGAGUUUUGACAAAAUCAGAAGAAUUUGUGAUUCUCUGUACUUCUCUUCUUUUAGUCUUUCACUUGAAAGCUGGUGAAAUGAAAAUAAUCCUAGCCUAUAAUGCUAGCCAUUAUCAGAGAGAGACACACCUUCUCUGGGGCCAUGUAAAGCUCAUUUAGAAAGAUGUGAAAGUGUAUGCAGUCAGAUGGACUAUUUCGCAAGUCAGGUUGAAUUUGCAGAUUGUUGGCUUUAUGGUUUUUGUUUGUUUGCUUGUUUUAAGUAGGGAGGUAGAGAAACUAAAGAUACUUAAACAUUGCAUUCUUGUAUUUUGGCAAGUCACUGAGUACAUGCUCCGAGUGGCAUUUUUGUUUCAUUACUGAUCUAAUUUUAAAAGGAUGCAAUUGAGGGGAAGGAGAGGAAGUAUUCAGAAAAUGAAACCUUUCCUUGCAGGCUAACUUACAAUGAUUUUUAAAAUUGAUUUUUAUUCAACUGUCCAAUUAGGUUUCACUUUCAGAACAAACAAACAAAAAAACCCUGUUAUCUGCACAGUUCUGCUUGCAAUGUUUUUUUCUUGAAUAACAUAAAUAUGCAUAGUUGUGAAUUAAAAGACUCCAUGGUUACUUUUUAAAAUAUCUAGCUGUAUUACAGUAAGUUUCAUUCUUGUAAUUAAAAAGUGAUUUCUGAACUAUUAGCUUGUACAGAAUAUUUUUACCAAAAAAAUGGACCGACAUCCCAAAGGGUUUCUGAAAUCAGUUGUGUAUUGUGCAACUCUUUCUGAUAAUUAAAUAAGAAUUGCUAGC